Rhinopithecus roxellana (golden snub-nosed monkey) is the source of this 529-nucleotide messenger RNA. RefSeq names its product cytochrome c oxidase subunit 6B2. NCBI's taxonomy places the organism in Eukaryota, Metazoa, Chordata, Mammalia, Primates, Cercopithecidae. Gene Ontology annotation, cellular component: mitochondrial crista; respiratory chain complex IV; mitochondrion. The record is from RefSeq and is a predicted model, not a curated record. The transcript has 4 exons. Bases 140 to 406 code for a protein of 88 amino acids.
UGGGGCUCGGGCGUCCAAGCCGAUCUGGCCGCGGGUGCGUUACUCCUGAGCCGGGUGGGACCGCACCCCGCGGACUCAGAAGCCAGCAGCACCCGGGACCGUCGUACAGAAGAUCCAGUGGUCGCCGACAUCAGGCAGGAUGUUGGAUGUGGAAGCCCAGGAGCCCCACAAGGGGAAAUGGUCGACGCCGCCCUUCGACCCGCGCUUCCCCAACCAGAACCAGACCCGUAACUGCUACCAGAACUUCCUGGACUACCACCGCUGCCUCAAGACCAGGACCCGCCGUGGGAAGAGCACGCAGCCCUGCGAGUACUAUUACCGCGUGUACCACUCGCUGUGCCCCACCAGCUGGGUGGAGAGCUGGAAUGAGCAGAUCAAGAACGGGACUUUCGCGGGCAAAAUCUGACUGCCCCAGCGCGGCUUCCUCUGAAGAUGCAGUGACCCUGCAUCUUUUUGUCUCGUGGAGGGCUGGCCUCGGUUAUCCACCCCUACCUCCCAGUGUUUAAGCCACGAAUAAUGUUAUGCUGUU